AUGAGUGGAACCAAUAUGGGAUACUAUGAAGUGCUCGCAGGGCUUUCUGCACUAGAAAAAUCAUCGCAAGUAGUGUUCAGUGCAGCGGAGCUGCAACAACUUACGCAGCAAUCUGAUGUUACCAACAAAGGCAUCAAGGGCAAUGAGAAUAGUAAAGCCAAGGUAUCCAAGCCCAAAAGAGUAGCUGUACACGGUUACCUAGGUGGUAAGGUUUCGCUUGCUGACGCGACACAGGUAGAGUAUGAGGUUGGUCAUUCGCUGCUGGGCAGCUAUGUGCCCCGCCAGCAGUUGGAGGCUCUCUCAAGUGUCGACUUUUCGCACCAUUUCCACCGUACGUUAGAAUGUAAAGCUGCCCUAGAGACGCACGACGUUUUUCUUGCUGGCGCAGGCCAGUUGUCCCUACCCUUCCAAUCGCACAUAGAGAGCCCCAGGAGCAAUGAACUUAAAAGGAAAAGAAAAGUGAUAAUAUGUAAACGGUGUCAAUCACGAUUUAUGGGCCCCCAUAGAAGGUCUCAACUGAGAGAACAUGCUUGCGUAGACUAA
Saccharomyces paradoxus is the source of this 543-nucleotide messenger RNA. It is a transcript of the gene LDB7, whose product is annotated as Ldb7p. The record is from RefSeq and is a predicted model, not a curated record. The transcript has a single exon. The coding region runs from base 1 to 543 and encodes 180 amino acids. Gene Ontology annotation, cellular component: RSC-type complex. Gene Ontology annotation, biological process: chromatin remodeling. Lineage: Eukaryota; Fungi; Ascomycota; Saccharomycetes; Saccharomycetales; Saccharomycetaceae.